Molecule: messenger RNA, 2988 nt
Organism: Closterium sp. Naga37s-1
Lineage: Eukaryota; Viridiplantae; Streptophyta; Zygnematophyceae; Desmidiales; Closteriaceae
Source: the annotation of a GenBank genome assembly
AUGAGCAACCCGCUCCCAGACCCCGCAUUCCGCGAGCAGGACGAGGAUGAAGAGGAGGAGGGCGGGUGGGGCGCUCUCAUGAAGGCACAGCAAGCCCAGCGGGAGCAGCAGGAGCAGCAGCAGGAUAACCGCGGCCUGGGGAAGGAACGAUCAGCAGCAGCAGCUGGUGAUACAGAUGGUGGUGCUGCUGCUGGUGCCGGCACUGGUGGUACGAAUAGGGGUAGCGCUGCUGCUGCUGCUGCUACUAGUGCAACCACCAGGCCCAUAACCGACUCGUUAUCAGCAGACUCGAUACCAGCAGAGGCCAACGCGACUUUCCUGCGCCUGCUGCAGCAGCAGGGCGACUACGCAUGCACCCUGUGGGUGCGCAACGUGUGCUACGCCUUCAACCCCCUCUUCCACUCCGUGCCCGUCGCCAACCACGAGAUCGAAAAGAUCAUGCUGCGCGAGCGAAUCACGGACCGCCACGUGGGCGUGUGGUUCUGGAAGGACCCCAGAUACGACCUGUCCCGGUUGAACCUAUCUGGAAACAUCUGCACGGGGAAAUCCGCUCUCCCACCGCUGAGGAAAGAGCAUUUCUCGAGUGCGGACGUGCGGGAUGUGCCAGAGCUGAGUGGGCGCGUGGGGCUGUUUGUGCAUGCCACGCAACGACCAGAGGAGUGGCGGGGCGUGGGCGUGGUGUCGCUGAGGGACGGGCACCUGGGGCACUUCGUGGAGUUCAUCGGUGCCAUGACUGAACUCGCCUCACACCUGCCCACUGGCAAGAGGGACAGGGACGUGCCAGGCACGCAAGUGGCAGCGGCAGGCAAGGAUUCUCCAGGCAGGGAGGUGGCAUCUGGGGGAGGGACGGCUCCUGAUGAUGCUGCUGCUGCUGGUGACAGUGCUGGUAGUGCUGGUGCUGGUGCUGGCGCUGGUGAUGCUGCUGGUGUCAGUGGUGGUGCGGCUGCUGCUGCUGGUGGGGAUGAUGGAAAGGAGGGGGACAGGGUUGAUGUGCAGCCAGUGCUCUUCUUUCCAAGUGGUGCGGGAAUAUCAAGGUGGGUGGCGGCAGCUGGUGCAGUUGCCAUGCGCGGCCCUCAAGCCUUGCGGGACUUUCAGGGCAUGAGAGCCCCCCAAGCCUUGAGGGAGCAUCAAGGCACGAAAGACCACGCCGGCAUGCGAGGGCUUAAGGGCACGCGACAGCAGAGGACGCAGGGGGGAGUAGACGCAGCAGGGGCAGCCGUGGCAGCAGGGGCGGCAGGGGCAGCAGGGGGAGAAGCAGCAAGAGCAGCAGCAGGGGCCGCACUGGCAGCAGCAGAAUCUCCUCCACCAGCAGUGGAGGCAGGGCGGGUGUGGACGCACACGACGUGCUUCCAGGACGCCUUCUUCCCGCUCUCCAUCGCCCACGCGCCCUCCUCCGCCGACCUCUUCCGCCUCUGGGUCGCGCAGGGCGCCGGGCUUGGCAAGACCCUUAAAGCCCAGCAGGCCGAUCCGAGGAUUUGGACGGAUGAGAUUGAACGGAUGGGGGGGAGUGGUGGGGGGAGAGGGGAGCGUGGGGCAGGGGGUGAGAGAGGGGAGAGAGGAGGGGGAGGGGGGUUGAGGAGGGGUAGUGUGAAGGAUGGAGGGCGGAAGGGGUUGGAGAAGGGGGUGGAAAAGGGGGAUGUGGGCGAGAAGAAUGGAGAGAGAAAGGGGGGAGGGAAAGGAGGGAGAGGCAAUGGGGAAGGUGAGAAGAAAAUUGAUAAGAAAGGGAGGAGCGAUGGGGAGGAUAAGAAAGAUGAGGAAAAAGGGAAGAAGAAUGGGGGAAGUGAGAAGAAAGUUGAGAAGGGAGGGAGGAGCAGUGGGGGAAGUGAGAAGAAUGCAAAUGCAAGUGUGAGUGGUGGGGAGAGGAGAAAGAGGACAGAUAAACACAGUGAAAGGGAUAAGGGAGGCGGAAAUGGUGGGAAUGGGGGGAAUGGGGGGAAAAGGAGGAAUGAGAGAGAGGAUGGUAAGGAGGAGAAAGCAGGAGAGAAAGGGGGGGAUCGGAAAAUAAGUCGUCCUGGCAAGGGAGGGGAGAAAAAGGGGGUGAUUUCACAUGUUUCAGGUGCUUCAGUUGUUUCAACUGCUUCAGGUGUUAGAAGAGCCGCGACGGGCAGAGGAAGCAUGAAGUCCCACUCAAGCAGACACCUGCUGCAGCUGCAGUUGGGGAAGGGAGACCUCCCCGUGAGACACCUUAAAGCCGAGGGAACAACAAAUGUGAGCAGCAGAGAGCGGCAGCAACAGCAGCGGCGGCAGCCGGGGCAUGGAGAGAGUGGGAGGCGGGCUGCAGGGAGGAGGGUGGCAUGGCAGAUAACAGUGGUGGAGCGCAGGGGCGUGCGCACCAUCAGCAACUUCCGCCCCAUGGUUGGGCUACUCAGGGCCGUCUUUCCCCGCCUGCCUGUCAAGGUCGUCUCGCUGGAGGUACAUUUAUCUGCCAACUCUCUUCUCUUCUCCUCCAUUUUAGCUGGUUCAUCUCUUCUCUCCACUAGGGUCCUUUCCUUUCCUCAUGUCUUCCCAACACUGCCGGUCAAUCGGGUCGUUUCAGAGACUGCCAUGCCGUUCGCCGCCCAGGUGCGGACGAUGCACCGGACGGCGUUGCUUGUCUCGAUGCACGGGGCGUCCAUGGCCAACGUGGUGCUGCUGCAGAAAGGGGCGGCAGCACUUGAGAUCAUGCCAUAUAUGUGGCACUAUGGCGCGUACAAGCGCAUAGCACUGCGGUGGGGAGUGCACUACUACAUGUGGCGCAACGAGCAUCGCAACCUCUCCACCUACACCGACAACUGUCUCGACGCCAACGGCUUCAGCCAAUGGCAGCCCGCCAAGUGUCACACGGUCACGGCCUGCAGGGCGUGCAUUCGAGAUAAGGUGGUAACAGAGGUGCACCUGGGGGAGCUAAGAUCUGCUUUGCUGGCUGCCAAGGAGGUGGUUGACCAAUGGGAGCUUAGGAGGGGAAGAUCCUUUGUAGAGCUGUCUGAUGACUUGACUGCAGAUAAGUAG